Molecule: messenger RNA, 2392 nt
Organism: Chionomys nivalis (European snow vole)
Lineage: Eukaryota; Metazoa; Chordata; Mammalia; Rodentia; Cricetidae
Gene: Lrrc38
Product: leucine rich repeat containing 38
Exons: 2
Coding region: 606-1502 (298 amino acids)
Cellular component (GO): voltage-gated potassium channel complex
Molecular function (GO): voltage-gated potassium channel activity; transmembrane transporter binding; potassium channel activator activity
Source: RefSeq, a predicted model, not a curated record
CCGCCAGGCUCACACCCUUCUCCAGAAGGAGGUGGGCCAAAGGCAGGUGGGAGGAAGGAGGGAAGCCCAGCCGUCCUGGAGCCUAGCCCAUACCUCAGAUUCGCAACCCCAGACGGGGACUUGACAGCCUGCGGGCAUUGUCCGGGACUUGGAGCUAGAGUGACAGGGGCCCCUUUGGCAGAGACUAGGGUGGCGCUGCGGGCGCAUGCCCCAGACACGCCCUAUGAAAAUCGCUCCAGGGAUCGGUCACCGAACUUAGUCUUGAACACCGCUGGCCAGGUCCGUGCGACAGGUUCUACUUCCCCGCCCGAGUGGGGUCUCGCUGGGCUCCCUCCGUGAUCACCACCUAUGCCUUGGAAUGUUCCAGAGGGUCAAUUUCCUGUGCGGGUGAAUUCGGCGCCCAGCGCCUCUCCUCUGCCUCCUCCCUCCCCGCUGCCCGGACACCCCAGGUCGCUCUGUCCCCGCCACACUCUCAUCGCCCCCGCGCGCCCGGGAGCAUUCUCCCCGCCCCGCGCCGCUGCCCUAGAGCUCCCGGCGCCCCGCAGCCAGGGCUCCGCUACGCCUGCUUCGCCCCACGAGCCGUGUCCUCCGGAGCCCCCGGGGCCAUGAGUCUCUGCUCUGUCCCCUGUCGUCCCACCGGCGCCGCUGCGGCGCUGGGGCUCGGUAGCCUCUUGAUGCUGUUCGGGCCGGGACGCGCGUGCCCCACGGGCUGUUCCUGCACCGACCCCCACACCGUGGACUGCCGUGAUCGCGGGCUGCCCAGUGUGCCCGAUCCUUUCCCCCUGGACGUGCGCAAGCUGCUUGUGGCCGGCAACCGAAUCCAGCAGAUCCCCGAGGACUUCUUUAUCUUCCACGGAGACCUGGUCUAUCUGGAUUUCAGGAACAACUCCCUGCGCUCGCUGGAGGAGGGCACGUUCCACGGCUCGGCGAAGCUGGCCUUCCUGGACCUGAGCUACAACAACCUCACUCAGCUGGGCGCCGGCGCCUUCCGCUCAGCGGGACGACUGGUCAAGCUGAGCCUGGCCAACAACCACCUGGCCGGUGUGCACGAGGCCGCCUUCGAGAGCCUGGAGUCGCUGCAGGUGCUGGAACUCAACGACAAUAACCUGCGCAGCCUCAACGUGGCGGCUCUGGAUGCACUGCCGGCGCUGCGCACUGUGCGCCUCGAUGGGAAUCCCUGGCUAUGCGACUGUGACUUCGCCCACCUCUUCUCAUGGAUUCAAGAGAACGCAUCCAAACUGCCCAAAGGCCUCGAUGCCAUCCAGUGCUCACUGCCCAUGGAAGACCGGAGGGUGGCCCUGCGCGAGCUGUCAGAAGCCAGUUUUAGCGAGUGUAAGUUCAGCCUGUCCCUCACGGACCUAUUCAUCAUCAUCUUCUCGGGCGUGGCCGUGUCCAUCGCCGCCAUCAUCUCCAGCUUCUUCCUGGCCACUGUGGUGCAGUGUUUCCAGAGGUGCGCCCCUAACAAGGACACGGAGGAUGAGGAUGACGACGAGGAUGACUGAGCCACCUCUUCCUGCCCUUUGCUUUCCCACACCCAAGCUAGUGGUACCUCUCCAAGGGAGACCGAGAUGCUGAAGACAGAAGCAUCGCAUCACUCCAGGCAGUGAAAGGGCGGGUGCUUGCCUAGACGCACCUGCUGGGACAGUCGAUCCCAGAGCAUAGAAUCAGCAGAGUAGAGAUGCAGGAAGGAUGGAGAGAUUCAUUCCUGAGAGAGCCCACCUCCCAGGCUGGGGCAUUCAUGUGUGUGAAGAUAAUCAAGUCAGGCUUCAUGGCUUACAGCUUUACAACUUCCCCAAGCUGAAGUGAGAGCUUUACAGCUUCUGACCUCAGAGGCGUUUGGACCAUUCUUAUUACGAGCUGCACUCUGGACCAUGAAUCAUCUUCCUCCUAAAAGACAGCAGAGCUCUCGGUGGAGAUUCAAGCUCAGCUCAUUCUCCACGGGAGCAGGAAUUCUUUUCCUCUAUAAAAGGACCCAGCAGCUUUGGGAUGUUAGACCAAGAAUAAACAAAUGUACCCGCAAUAGACAAUGUCUGUGUCUCCCCUCCAUUGCUGCGUUGACUCCAAUACCCAGCGUGAUGAUGCAAGAUGACUUGAGCCAGCAACACUGAGCUGGGCGAAGAUACCCGAGGCAGAGGUUCACAAGAAGUGGCUGGGGUUGUUUUCGGGAUCCACUCCUUCAGGGUGUUUUGAAGAGGGCCCUUGGAUAUGACUGGGUCAUGAGGAUGGAUUCAUACUGAGUGCAGUUAGUGCCCUUAUAACACAGACUCUGAAGACCUCCCUGCCCCUUCUUCCAGGUGAGGACCCCGUGAGAGGACAGCCAUCUGUGAACCAGGAAGUGGUCUCUCACAGGAACUCAACCCUAUUGGCACCCUGGCCUCCAACCUCUAGCCUC